AAUAAUGCUACAUAAGUUGUCAAUGGGUGCUAAAGUGGUAACGUUGCCUAAAUUUGAAAAGAGUACAUUUCUUAAUGCUAUUAAAAUGCAAAAAUCAAGCAUAUUACAUCUCGCUCCUCCUUUAGCAUCUUUUCUAGCGUCUCAUCCUGAAUGUAAAAAGGAAGACUUAUCGAACGUUCAUACGUAUAUUUGCGGAGCUGCACCUUUACCUAAACAAGAUAUUUUCAGAAUUUUAGACAAAUCUAAGUCAGACGUGGAUUUCUUACAAAUAUAUGGACUUACGGAAGUAUCACCGUUAGCCACUACUGCACCAUUGGGAUCAAAAAAUUAUGCAACAGUUGGUGUCGCUUUGCCUAAUACAAAACUACGGAUUGUCAAUUCGAAAGAUGAGUCCUUAGGUCCGAAUGAGGUUGGCGAACUAUUAAUAAAAGGACCCCAAGUAAUGAAAGGCUACAAAGAUAAUCCAGAAGCAACCAAAGCUGUAAUAACGGAUGAUGGUUGGUUUAGGUCUGGCGACUUGGCUUCUAUCGACCAAGAUGGUGUAGUUACCAUAUGUGAUAGGAUUAAAGAACUUAUAAAGGUAAAGGGUUUCCAAGUAGCUCCAGCCGAACUAGAGAGUGUACUGAAAGAACAUUCAGAUGUCCUAGAUGUAGCGGUAAUUGGUGUUCCAGAUUCAAAAAUGGGUGAAGUUCCUAAAGCAUUUGUGGUAGUUAAAGAAGGAAGAAGUAUUAAUGCUAAUGACUUAAAACAAUUCGUAGAAGAAAGAGUUGCUGCUUAUAAAAGAUUAAGUGAUGUUACAUUCAUAGACAGUUUACCAAGGAAUCCUUCGGGAAAGAUUUUGCGACGAGUACUCAAAGAAAAAUACAUUUAGCAAGCAUCUAAUUUUGUUUAACACCGUUAGGUAUACA
Molecule: messenger RNA, 908 nt
Organism: Papilio machaon (common yellow swallowtail)
Lineage: Eukaryota; Metazoa; Arthropoda; Insecta; Lepidoptera; Papilionidae
Product: 4-coumarate--CoA ligase-like 5
Exons: 5
Coding region: 5-871 (288 amino acids)
Biological process (GO): long-chain fatty acid metabolic process; fatty-acyl-CoA biosynthetic process
Molecular function (GO): long-chain fatty acid-CoA ligase activity
Source: RefSeq, a predicted model, not a curated record